AGAAUGUUGAAACACACCCCUGAGCAUCACGGAAGUGCGUGGAAGUAAUGUCAUAUGACUUGUUCAGAACGAGAAAUAAAAUGUUGCUAAUCUGUGGAUAAAAGUGGACCUUAACGGUGAAUGAUAUCCAAAGCAAACACGAAAUGGAGGAGAUAAGAAUAUCUCCUGAUUACAACUGGUUCAGAAGCACAGUGCCACUGAAAAAAAUUAUAGUGGACGACGAUGACAGCAAGGUGUGGUCCUUAUAUGACGCAGGCCCAAAGAGCAUCAGGUGUCCCAUCAUAUUCCUUCCCCCUGUGAGUGGGACAGCAGAGGUGUUCUUCCAGCAGGUCUUAGCCCUGACAGGCUGGGGCUACAGAGUCAUCUCACUGCAGUAUCCUGUUUAUUGGGAUCUCUUGGAGUUCUGUGAUGGAUUUCGGAAGCUUCUCGAUCACUUGCAUUUGGACAAGGUCCAUCUAUUUGGUGCUUCUCUGGGCGGCUUCCUGGCCCAGAAGUUUGCCGAGCACACACACAAGUCUCCCAGAGUCCACUCUCUGAUCCUGUGUAACUCCUUCAGUGACACCACCAUCUUCAACCAGACAUUGACAGCCAACAGUUUCUGGUUGAUGCCCGCCUUCAUGUUGAAGAAGAUUGUCCUGGGGAACUUCGCUAAAGGACCUGUCGACCCCAAGAUGGCCGACGCAAUCGACUUUAUGGUCGACAGACUGGAGAGCCUGAACCAGGGUGAGCUAGCCUCCAGACUAACACUCAACUGUCAGAACUCCUAUGUGGAACCUCACAAGAUAAAGGACCUGGCCGUCACCAUUAUGGAUGUGUUCGACCAGAGUGCCCUGUCACACGAGGCGAAAGAGGAAAUGUAUAAGCUGUAUCCAAAUGCCAGACGGGCUCACCUCAAAACGGGUGGAAACUUCCCCUACCUGUGUAGGAGUGCUGAGGUCAACCUAUACAUACAGGUCCAAUGGCUGUUUCCUCCUCUCCUCACUCUGCUGUCGUCCGCCUCCGCCGUGUUGUUCUCAACACCACUUUAUAUCAAUAUACAAUUUUCUAGAAAUCUUUUUAUUCAUUUUUUUGGCACUUAAUUUCUGUGAUGUCAGGCUCGGGCUUCAGCUCACCGGGCUUCGGUCAGACCGGGAUCGAAUUUCAGUUCUGAUGAGAACUCUAAACUGCAUUCGGGUCUCGAGUGCAGUCUGGCGGUGGUCAAUUAUGCUCAAGGUUUCCAUGUGAAAACUUGUUUGGAUAAUGUGCUAUUUUAUUUUUUGCCAAUAUUUGCUGCUGCGCAUGUUGUGUAUUUUGUGGAAUUGCUUUAGUGCGACAUUGUUGUAAUUUUAUUUAUUUAAAUGUGAGGUGUUGAUCCCGGCUACCGGUGUUUAUGUUUAUUUUUAAAAUUGUAUUUAACUUGGCAGGUUAUUAAAGUCAAUGACAGAAAGAGUGGUAACCCCACACUGUUGAAUGUUCUAACAAUUCUCAGACUCGUACAUCUAGUAGUGUAGCCUCGUUAAUGUAUUAAACGUGAGUUUGUGAGGAAGUACUAGCUGUACCAAGUACUAGCUGGAAAUCAGGCUGUAAAAUAAAUAUCUUUGUCUGUGUCUACAACCACCAGAUAGACCACAAACUUGAAUAGCACCACUCAACAUAGUCAAACACUUGAUAACACAGCUUCCUCUGCAGGCGAACCCAACCAGCUGCAUCUGUGCUACAACAGAGGUUUUGAUCACUGACAUCCCUUGUUAAUCCCUAGUGUCAAGUGUUUGACUAUGUUUUAAGUGGUGCUUUUCAAGAUUGUGGUCUUUCUGAUGUUUGGAGAUGCAGCCAAAAAUAUUUUAUUUCCAGCUAGUACUUGGUAUGUACAUUGGUAUUAACUAACUACAGUAGUAACUAUGUACCAAUAAUGGAUACUUGACUUACAUCAAAGUCAGCACAAUUGGUAACUAUCUGGUACCAAAUGGUACAUAGUGAUGCUUGUGGUCUAUGACCGUUUAAGGUUGUUUCCAUAGAAAUAGCACCAUAGUAGUACACAAUGAAACGGCAAUAAGAAAUGUGCAGGAGCCUGCACUGCUGGAUUCCUCACAAACUCACAUGUUUAAUACAUUAACGAGGCUACACUACUAGAUGUAUGAGUCUGAGAAUUGUUAGAACAUUCAACAGUGUGGGGUUACCACUCUCUGUCAUGACUUUACAUAUUGUACCAACAUCCUGAUCUCAAGCUUACAUUCUGUAAGGAUGGUCAUGAUGCUUCCUGCAUGUAACUUCAUAUAGACUAUUUCUGAACAUGUUCCCUCUCUCGACCCGUCU
Molecule: messenger RNA, 2292 nt
Organism: Oncorhynchus masou masou (cherry salmon)
Lineage: Eukaryota; Metazoa; Chordata; Actinopteri; Salmoniformes; Salmonidae
Gene: spg21
Product: SPG21 abhydrolase domain containing, maspardin
Exons: 9
Coding region: 144-1079 (311 amino acids)
Cellular component (GO): cytosol; trans-Golgi network transport vesicle
Molecular function (GO): CD4 receptor binding
Source: RefSeq, a predicted model, not a curated record